AUGGCUCAUUUCCACGACGCCCAUAUGUCGUUUCCUCUUCCUUCCUUCCUCCUGGAGCUUUUGGCGGAGCUCGAAAUGACGUUUACUCAGAUUACUCCGAAUUUAUGGCGCUAUGUCCUGGCUACAUACGUCCGAGCCAGAGAGGAAGGUCUAGAAUUCGGCCUGGCGGAGCUGAAACAACUUUAUACCCUAAAGCGGAGUAGUGGCUUCCCGGGAACAAUUCUCCUAGCUCCGCGCGAAGAGUUAUUUGGCUGUGCCAAUAUGACCCCGGAGUUGCGAGAGUUAAUCGCGGCGCUUCGCCGGGGUGAGUGUGAUUGGUCCAGUUUCACUCCGGAGCGGAUUCAAGCCUCUUAUGCUAUGCUUCUGGGCCUUAAUCGCGCUGCUCCUAUCCCGCUCGCGGAGCCAGUUCGUCCCCAAAAAGAUCGCAAGGGGAAAGACACCAAACCUUCGAAGCGAGCUCGUAGAACACCGGAUAAACGGGUACUCCGGUCGAGUUCUCAGGCCCAGUCUUCGAUUAUCGUGGCUACGCCGGUGUCAGUGGUUGCUCCGGUCCAUGGGGACCAACCAGAGUCUCAAGCCCCAGACGAGCCGGGUGCUGGCGGAGAAACAGCUUCUGGAGCUCGCCGACUUUGUCGCCGAGCUAUGGAGGAGGCCCUUUCGAGGGAACUCAGUACAUCGAGCUCGGGACCUCCUUAUGCGAAGCGACACCCGGGUGAAGGCAACUCCUGGAUGGCGUUCUCGUAUGACAGUGAUGCUCAGAUUCUCGAGAACCCUGAACAGCUCGCGUCGAUCUGGCGUAAGAUAAGAACUUCCAAAUGCGAGCUGCCUUCUUUGGAUCAGAUGCGAGGUCGUGAGGCCUACGUUCGGAUGGCCGUUGCGAAUGCUAGGAUAAGGAACGGUUGGCAAACUUCCCGAGUCGAGAAGAGCUCGAAGCCAGCUUACUCUGAUUCAGCAGCUGAGAUCCACGCCUCGCAGGCGAGCGAGCAGCAACGAGUGAAGGAAGUCGAAGACUUGAAGGUGUUGUUGACGGCUAGCGAGGCAGAGAAGGUCGCACUCACGGGGGAUCUUGAUUCAUUAAAGGAGAAGUUCAGAUGUGAGGCCGAGGGUCGAGAGAAAGCAGCUCGAAAGGAGCGACAAGCUGCUUGUCGGUUGAUUGUCAAGGGUUACGAUGCUGCCUUGGAUAACACAAGAGAAACUCUUCGAAGGAGGAAGGAGGAGAGCGCUGCGGAGAUCCGGCUACAGGAGAUUCGUGCCAAGAUCGAAGCCUUAACUGAGUACGGGGAAGGCGGCCUCGAACUCGAGGCGGAGUUGGCACGCCUUAAAGGAAUGGAGACGUCGGUGGAGAUUGACUAUGGCCUGGCUGUGGUGUCGGAUAACUCCCUUAGGGGUCUCGAUCUUCCCCAGGUCUCCGGGGAUUCGGUCAAUCAAGGACGUUUCGGAGAUUGA
Molecule: messenger RNA, 1446 nt
Organism: Raphanus sativus (radish)
Lineage: Eukaryota; Viridiplantae; Streptophyta; Magnoliopsida; Brassicales; Brassicaceae
Exons: 5
Coding region: 1-1446 (481 amino acids)
Source: RefSeq, a predicted model, not a curated record